AUGUGUGCAUGGGUUUGCAGAAACGGUCAUGUGAUUGUGCAUGUUGGUUGCACGAGUCUUAAAGAUUCCCAGGAGCUGGCUGAGCAUGCAGCAUGCAUCAAGGCUGACGGGGUUGCGGUCAUUACCCCUUCCUUCUACAAACUCAAGACUGCAGAUGCAUUGAGGAAGUUCCUACAGGAGGUGGCGCGCUUUGCCCAGGGUUUGCCCUUCUAUUACUAUCACAGUCCUGCUGCCACCGGUAUUACCUUGCAGCUGAGAGAGGUGAUGGAAGGUAUUGAGACGCUCAUUCCCUCCUUCAGUGGUGUGAAGUUCGCCAGCAGUGACAUGAUGGACUUUGGUCUGUGCCUCAGUAAUUACCAGAAGCAGUUGUUCCUGUUCGGCUUGGACGAGUAUCUCCUACCAGCGCUGGCAAUGGGAGCAGGAGGGGCAGUGGGCAGUACAUAUAAUUAUCUGGGACGCCAGGCCAGCCAGCUCAUUUCAGCUUUUGAGGAAGGUGACCUCGUCCAAGCCAGGAAAAUCCAGAACAAGAUACUAGAACUUAGCAGUUCCAUCAUGGGAAAAGGUUUUAACGACGGCUUGAACAAGCAGCUCAUGAUCGAGCUGUCAGGCUUACGUCUGGGCCCCCCUCGCCUCCCCGUGCUGCCGUGUCCUCAUGAGCUUGCUGCAUUGACUGCAGAGAAAUAUUACAGCAUUUUUUCUUGAAUGGCGAUAUCAAACAUUCAGACUCCAUUCCUGGAAGUCCACUUAACAUUAACCACAUCACCUAAACCAGUAACUGAAUUAUACAAGAAGAUCCUCCGUCAUACAAAACGUUUUACUAGAUUACCAGUCACUGCAAUAUCAGUAUUCUUAUCCAUUCCCAAAAUAUGAACAGUCAGCUGAGCACUUGAUAAAUAAACUGUAUUAUCCUGUACUGUUGGAGGAUGAUCAACACAAUGGUCACAAUUUUAGAAUGUUACAAGCAGCUGAGAAAGAAGACAUUUGAGGCUCUGAUUUAAAGGGAUUUUUAUACACCUUUUAUUUGUUCAUCAAACUAAUACGAAUAUGUAAAAAACAAACUUAAAAAAAAGACAGCCAAAAAUACUCAGGCACAGAGAAACAAAUGUUUAGAUUUCUAAAAUAUGAUGUAUUUUGUCGCUGUUGCUUUAAAUGGAAAGGACCUGCUGCUGUCACUCUGUUCCUGAGACGGGAGACAUAUACAUGGUAAUGGGAAUAAUAAAAGGAUAUAUUACUAUAUCCAAGUCAUAAGAAGAGAUAAAGGAAGAACUCUUUAAGAUAAACUACUAUUUUUGUAUUAACAGGUUUUUUUAUGAAUAAAUGUAACACCACAAGACCAGGGA
Thalassophryne amazonica is the source of this 1340-nucleotide messenger RNA. RefSeq names its product N-acetylneuraminate lyase-like. The transcript has 8 exons. NCBI's taxonomy places the organism in Eukaryota, Metazoa, Chordata, Actinopteri, Batrachoidiformes, Batrachoididae. Gene Ontology annotation, biological process: N-acetylneuraminate catabolic process. Gene Ontology annotation, molecular function: 4-hydroxy-tetrahydrodipicolinate synthase activity; N-acetylneuraminate lyase activity. Bases 1 to 702 code for a protein of 233 amino acids. The record is from RefSeq and is a predicted model, not a curated record.